AUGCUGACCAAGCCCAAACGCAAAGACAAGCACAGAGAGGGCCCCCACCCUGACUCAGUUGCUGCUGCUGCCUCUUCGCAUGCAGAAAGAGAUAUACCCCUGGGGGCCCCCAGGGGGCCCCCCCAGGGGGCCCCCCUUGAAGAUGAGGGCCCCCGCAGCAGCAGAAGGCGUAGCAGGAGACUGCGAGAUCGCAGCCCUCCAGAUUACUCAGCAGAUGAGAUCCUAGCUCUUGUUGCUCCCCAGCAGCAGCAGCAGCAUCAGCAGCAGCAGCAGCAGCAGCAGCGUCAGAAGAAGAGGGGGGCCUCACGUGGGCAGGUCUCCUUAAGACCUUCAGGGCGCCGUCUGCGUAGAGAAGAGGGGAGGGAGGGGGGCCCCCACAGCCACCCUUGGGGCCCCCUUUCUAUUAGCAGCAGCGGUGAAGGGGGCCCCCCCUCUCUUCAGGGGCCCCCUGCUGUCUCUAAUGGAUCUGCAGCAUCGUCCUCUUCGUCUCUCAAAGGCUUAAACAUAGGCCCCGGUGCAGCAACAGCAGCAGCAGCAACAGCAGCAGCAGCAGCAGAUGAAGCUUGCGUACUUGUUCCUCUUAACCAAGCUAGGGCCCUCUUAGCUUGCGCCUCCCCUGCAGCUGUUCAGUUUGCUGCUGCUGCAGCAGCAGCAGCAGCAACAGCAAAUCCAUACCCCCACGAAGCCCCUCAAGAUGCAUUUCCUACAGACAGCCGGGGGGCCCCCUGGGGGGCCCCCAGAAUACCCGCAGCAAGCCCAGGAGAGGGGCCCCCAGUGCAUGCAGCACAGCAGCAAACCCUAGGCAUGGGGCCCCCUUACCGAUCUACGCAUCCUUACAGGCAUCCCUCUGCCCCUCUCUCUUCAUUUCCUGGGAGCCGUCUACCCUCCUUAGCUCCAGGGGGCCCCCUAGGGGCCCCCCAUAUGGGGGCCCCCCAUGUAGGGGCCCCCCAUGUAGGGGCCCCCCAUAUGGGGGCCCCCCAAGUGGGGGGCCCCUAUUCCUUAGGGCCCCCUGGGGGCCCCCCCUCAAACCCUGGCCGGGUAGCUCAUAAUCGAAACCCUUUCUCUAUGCAACACCGUGCAGCAGAGGAGGCCCUCUUUGGGGGGCCCCCAGGGGGCCCUGGGGUGCCCCCUGCUCUGGGUUUCUGCAGGAGACGAAGCAGCAGCGAUACUCCUUUGUCGAGGGCUUCGCCAUUAAAGGGGCUUCAAGCAAGGAGACUGUCUCUAAGAGACACACAGGCUCAGAGUUACGCUCAGGGGGCCCCUGCGGGGGCCCCUUGGGGGCCCCCCUCAGGGGCCCCCCUAGGGGCCCCCCAUACACCCGAACGGCUCCUACACCCGCAUUCAUCGAGAGAACUGAACUGCAGCUUUCCCAUGCAAGAACAGCAGCAGCAGCAGCAGCAGCAGCAGCAGCAUAACAUUAUGCAUAGGAUAGAGGCCAGGGGAGCAACUGUAAGGAGGCCCCUGGGGGCCCCUGCAUCAGCAGCAACCUCCUGGGGCCCCUCUUCUUCGUUGCCGAGGGCCCCCUCAGCCUUUAUGGGGCCCCCCGUUAUCAAUGUUGACUCCGUAGGGGGCGGGUUUGAAGCAUCAACAGCAGCAGCAACAGCAGCAGGAGAUGGGGGCCCCUCCAUGGGGCCCCUUCUAAGUAGUUCAAGGGAUAGGGGCCCCCAGGAGGGGCCCCCCUUCCCGGCCCAGUAUAGAGAGACAGAGAGACAUGCGUUGAGGGCCCCCGCGCACCUCGUGGGGGCGCUGAGGGCCCCUCCAGACACCCCAGCAGCAGCAGCAGUGCUGCAUUUAGAGGGGCCCCCCCAGCCUUUAGGGGCCCCCCAGGAACCCCCUGUAGGCAAGGCUGCUGGGGGCCCCCCUGCUGCGUUUGCUACCCCAGGCUCUUUCAGAAGCUCUCCCUCUAUACUCCCCUCUGGGGGCCCCUUCGACGGAGGGCCCCUUGGGGGCCCUCAGGGAGGGGGGCCCCUGGGGGCCCCUCAUGUUGGAGGGUCCUUAGGGGGCUCUCACGUUGGGGGGCCCCUAGGGGGCCCUCAAGCAGGGGGGCCCCUAGGGGGCCCUCAGGGAGGGGGGCCCCUUGGGGCCUCCCUUCGUUUUUCUAGGGCUCCGCUGCCUGCAUUUGAUUCGCUUGCUGCACUGUUAGCGCCUCCUGCGAGUGAAGAGGUGAAGGUAGUUGGAGGGGGUGCUGCAGCAGCAGCAAAAGGGGGGGGGGCCCCCAAGGGGCAUGGGGGCCCCCAAACGGUGUCUGGAGUGUACAUAGAGGCUGCAUUCCCUUCAGGGGCCCCUGUAAGUAAGGGCAGUGGGGGCCCCCCGCAGCAGCAGCAGCAGCAGCAGCAGCCGCAGCAGGUUCUUGCUGCUGUAUCUUCUGCAGCAGCAAAAGCAACUCUAAAGGCUGUAGCAGCAGGGAAGGGGCCCCCUGUCUUGAGGCUGCCCUGGAAGGGAGAAGGGGGCCCCCCUCAGGAAGAGACGGGGGCCCCUGAGGGGGUGGGGGGGCCCCCCAGCCCUUUAGUAGAACUUCCUGCUGCAGCAGCGGCUGCAGCAGCAGCUGCUGAGCAGCAAACUGCACUGAGGUCCCCUGUCUCUUCUUCUUCUGUAGAAGGCCUCAAAAUGAGUGUCUCUAAUCUGCUGCGGGGACCCCAGCAGCAGUCUCCUCUGGCAAUUGAUGCUGCUGCUGCUGCUCUUGCUGCUGUUAGAAUACAGCCUGCAGCACGCGCUGCUGCUGCUGCUGGUCUCCAAGCAGCAGCAGCAGCAGCGGCGCUGCGAAGAGAAGCAGCAGCGCCCGCAGCAGCAGAAGGAGAAGCAGCGGAAGCAGGAGCAGAUGCUGUUGCUGCAGCAAGUGGAGCAUUAGCAGCAGCAGCAGACUUCAUAUUGCAGGUGUUAGCAGCAACCCUUGAUGCUUCUCGGCUGUCUCUGUUAGAAAUGCAGCAAAACAAACAGAUAUCUCCUCAUAAGGCAGAGGCCCUCAGCACUCUCGCUGAAGUAGCUGCAGCAGUUGCUGCACAGGAGCUGCAGCAGCGGGUUCAGGGCCUUCGUAUAUCUGUUGAAGAGAGCAUAGAGAGAAAGAGAGACGAAGAAAGGAGACAGAAGAAAUCUCUGCUGCAGCAGCAAGGAAGUGCUGCUGCCCUUGAGUCUUUCUUAUUGCAACGCGUUGUACAGUGGAGAGGCCACUGGGUGUCUCUACACGCGGCUACAUCUAAGCGGCUGCAGGAGGUUGCAGCAGCACGAAGGCUGCUUCUCUCGUUUCCUCCUGAGUCUCCUUCCCCGGACAAACCCCGCGCUGUACCUGAAAAAGACAAAGAGGAGACAGAAGAAGAAACUGUCGAUUGGGGGAGACACCAGCCGAGGACGCUGCAGCAGCUUCAGGCGGAGGCCUUUGCUGCUGCAGAGGAGACGGGGGUGCUGCAGCAGGCGAAGCAAGCUGCUCUUGCUACCAACAGAAAACACCUCCGGAAGAUCGAGUCACAGAUGGUUCUGCAAGCGUAUAAUGCAAGGAAGCUGCUGAAGGCUCUCUCAGAGAAGCGGCAAAUGCUGCUACGUUUCGCUGCUUUCUUUCAUCGCCGCGUAAUGCCGGAGACGGACGAGCGGGUUGUUCUCAGCAGGCUGCAGCAGCUGCACGUGGGCUCAACGUUGGCAGGAGAGGGGGGGGGCCCCGCAGCAGCAGCAGCAGCAGCUUCUGCAGCAGCUGCUGCUGCAGGCAGCAGAGGGGGUCCGGGGGCCCCACGUCGCAGCUCAGUUGGUGCUUCUUUGUCAGACUCUUCUUUGUUUUCAUCGUCGUACCCAUACACCCGACGCCCGUCUUCUUUUUGUUUUUCUCUUACAUCUCUCUUAACAGAUUCAUCAUCACCUACUCCAGAGAUAGGCUCCCCCGAGCAGCAGCAGCAGCAGCAGCAGCAGCAGCAGCAGGAGGUGCAGCAGGGUCAGGGGCGGCCCCACAAGGAGGGGCCCCUGGAGUCAGGCCUUCAUAUAGAAGGGGCCCCCAGGGUCUGUACACCUGAAAAAGAGAAUAACACACACUUGCAGUUGCUGCAGACAGCAGCACAGGAGAGUCGUGAAGCCCCCUCUAUUGCACGGAGUGCAGCAGCAGCAGCAACAGCAGCAGCAACAGCAGCAGCAGCAGCGCCUGCAACAGCAGCAGCAGCAGCAGCUGCUGCUGCUGCUGCUGCAGCAACACCCGUAAGACUUGGCGCUGCGAGGCCCCCACUACCCCCUGAGGGUUUUGCGGGGACCUUCUCCCUCCGCAGCCUUGUGGGGUCUCGGCGCAUGCGUUGA
This is a messenger RNA of Eimeria acervulina, 4269 nucleotides long. RefSeq lists its product as hypothetical. The transcript has 12 exons. The record is from RefSeq and is a predicted model, not a curated record. NCBI's taxonomy places the organism in Eukaryota, Apicomplexa, Conoidasida, Eucoccidiorida, Eimeriidae. The coding region runs from base 1 to 4269 and encodes 1422 amino acids.